UUAUGAAUAAAUUUUUCUACGGCACCUGUAGUAUACGGUACCUGACAGUUUGGUCGGCUUAUAUUUGUAGAUCUUUUAUUGAACGCAAUCCAGAAAGGGUACACAAUGCACACAAACCUCAGAGAUAUAGGAUGGAUGUGUCACGUGGUUCCAUUGAAGAAGAAUAAAUCACCUGCAUUCAUGCCAGCCAUAUCACAGAUCCCUAUUCUGGGUUGCGCACCAGAAGAUUCAAACCCAAAAUCUGAGCCUGUUUCUAACAUAAAGUCUACGGACACGCCUUUCAUAAGAUUGGCUAAAAUGGGUGGCCGCCCAGACUUGCUAUGUUUUAAAGAGAAUGAACCAAACAAUGGACCUCCUCUGCCCUACUGCCGUUGUGACUGGUUUUAUCUGGAAGAUAAUGCCAAACACGACGAGGACACAAAGCCGCCCGCAACGAAGCAUGUUUUCAAAGUACCCUUCUAUAUGACAGACCAGGAGUGUAAACCAAAAGAGCAACUCACCAAACCAAUUGUUCAAUCCACUCCACCUGUUUUGCCACCAAGGAAACCAAAGAAGUGUGGGAAGUUGCCACCACACAGGCCCGGGUAUGCUGACUACAACCGAAAGCCUAGCAAAAUUGGCAUCGCCUACAGUCCCCCAGUUCGCAAAGAACCAAUUAGAUUUCCAAAGCGAAACGUUGAAGAGUGCAAUCCAACCACUUUGCCAAAAGUGCUGGCUAAUGCCUAUAAAUCCGACUAUGAUGAAUACAGGAAACAGUGGCAGGAAGUGAAGAAUUAUUAUAAAGAUAAAGAUUCCUGUGCGCUGAAAUUCGAACCACCAAGGCCGAGUAAACGAUCGCUUGGACCAAAGGGUAACGAUGUGGCCUACUAGUGGCACUGCGAAAAAUGUUCAGAGCAGAGCAACAAAAUCUUUCUUAGUAUUUCUGCCAAAAAACUGUCAAGAAAUGUGGUAUUGUGACGCCUUAUUGUAGUAUAUUUUGAGUUGCCCAGAAAGGCAUUUUGAAUCUAAUGGCUGCAUGUACAUUUGAGACAGUGCAAAACAUAUGUGAAUGGUGUAUUUUUUCUUCUGCAUAAUCCAGUCCAAAGUAUUUGGUUAGCAAAUUAGGAGGCUUUUCCUCGAAGUAAAACACUAUCAAGA
Molecule: messenger RNA, 1137 nt
Organism: Opisthorchis viverrini
Lineage: Eukaryota; Metazoa; Platyhelminthes; Trematoda; Opisthorchiida; Opisthorchiidae
Exons: 3
Coding region: 106-870 (254 amino acids)
Source: RefSeq, a predicted model, not a curated record